Molecule: messenger RNA, 5694 nt
Organism: Heterobilharzia americana
Lineage: Eukaryota; Metazoa; Platyhelminthes; Trematoda; Strigeidida; Schistosomatidae
Source: the annotation of a GenBank genome assembly
AUGAACUCUCUGUGUAGAUGUAUCAACUGCCUAUUUGAUAAAUCUCCAUUUAUGGUGUUGGAAUCACUUGUAGUUACUUCAAAUUCGAAUAACUCUCAGGAUGUAUGUGUAAAUCGACAAAAUGGUUCGCAUUCAGUUCAUAAUACAUUGAAUAGUCGCCUACCAAGUUUCCAAUCUUUUACCAAUUUCCAUAACAGGAGAUCAUCUAGAAACAGGUCUUCAAGUUCCACGUACAGGUCAAAGAUUCUGAAACGUUGCGGUCGACAAUUGAAACGAUUAAUUGGACGCAAAGUUGCUGUUGAACAUAUCUCUGAAAAUGAUGGCAAUAGUUUACUUUCGAUAAACUCUUAUCAAACUGCUAAUACAAAUCCAUCAGAUUCUUCAACAUGUUUACUCCAAUGUAAAGAAAGGUGCAUUAGUGCGGAAAUCUUGAAAGAUGUCCAAAGCCAGCAAAGCAGAUUAUCUGAAGAAGUCAAUCAAUUGAAACAACAAUUUUUAGAAAUUCAAACUGUUCUAGUAUCUAUUCAGAAUAUUCUAAUGAAUCGAAUUCAUCUCAACUGUUUGCAUACUACUUCAUCAAUACCUCCAUAUCCGUUGAAUCCGUCCAUUUCUUCAUCGAACAAAAACAAUAGUAAUAUUCCAACAUUUUCACCCAUUAUUUCAGUAGUAAAUAGUAACAUGCUGUCUACCAAUGAUGAAAUGGAUUCCUCUUUGAACAAUGUACAUAAAUAUUAUGAUAAUACUGCGUUUAUUCAUAAUCCCUGUAUGAAAUCUGAUAGCGUUGUUUAUCUAACCACCUGUUCAUCACAAAGCCUACCGACAGCGACACCAAUUCACAUAUCUGAAAUCUCUAAACCUCCAGCCAUUCAUACAUCAUUUAUGCCUUUAGAAAUCCUAACAAACCAUUCAUCUGAAAACACCGUUAUUACACCGAGUAUUUCAUCCUCACCUUCAAUUUUAUCUGCUGUUUGUGACUCGAUUCUAUCUCAUAUCCCACUGUCUGUGGUGAAUAAGACUUCAUUGGAUCAUGCUAAUAAUUCAAUCGCCAGUUUACAAACCACUCCUAAUUUGAUAACUUCAGCAAAUUCAACGAAUCAAACACAGUACAUGCCUUUAAAUGAACAAAUCAAUAUGCUGUCAUCAUUCACUUCAACACAAUCUAGUCAACCUGCACCUUAUACGCCUAUUGUAAUUCUAAACUCAUUACAUCCUAACUAUCCACAAACAACUUACUCGUUAACGAUUCCGCCUAGUUCCUUCUCAACGGAAACAGCUACAUCUAAUAUCGUAAUGUCUUAUAAUAACAGCCUACCUAAAUUAAAAAACUCUCAUGAAUGUCAUGGCAGUGACGAAAAGGAUAAUGAAUGCACCUCACUGAAUCCUUCGACUGUUACCAAUGGUAUAGAUGAAAAUAUUGAUCCGCUUGAAAAUAGUCCUACAUCAACUGAUUCGUCUCAACAGCACUUGACAGAUUCAGUUGGACCGUUGAACACAUUUGAAAUUGCUGCAACUGUUCGAGAUCUGCUCACAAGGUAUAAUAUUUCGCAACGGCAAUUCUCUAGGCAUGUGCUUAAAGUGAGUCAUGGGACCGUGAAUGAAUUAUUGUCGAAACCCCGACCGUGGUACAGACUAACAGCACGUGGUCGAGAUUCGUAUAGACGAUUACACGCUUGGAUAUCAGAUCCCAAUAAUGUCAACACUUUUAAAACGGUUCAAAGUAAGCAGAGUGAAAUUACUCAACCAGUACAUGAAGUAUCUAGUUCAGUCAAACAAUCACUACCAGUUCCCGUCUCAGAUCCUGUAGAACUAUCAGCACCUUGUCAAUGGGAACUGCCAUCAACGAAAAUAUCAUCACUGUCUUCAUUUAUUCAACCCAGUAAUAACCUUGAAGGGCAAAAUGUGAUAAGCAGUCAUUCACAUGGAACAGAAUGUACUUAUAAUUUAGAUAAAAAUCAGACAUCUAACUCCAAUCAUCAGCAUUAUCAGUCUUGUAUCGAAGUAAAUACUAACAGUCGUUCAUUAUUAAAAUUUUCAGAACCAAAUCGUUCAGAUGAAAGUGUUUUAUUAAAAGAAGAACAAGAGACUGAAAGACGUGUUAAUCAAAUCUUAUUAGCUGCUAAAGUUGCAAUGGAUCAUGAAAAGCAAAUUAAAACCAGUGGAUUAACUGAGAAGGCUACAAAUGAAUCAGUUAACACUGCAAUAAAACCCCUUUCUUCAAUAUCUUCUGAUUGUCAAGUUGGUGUUUGUAGCCCACCUACAUCUAUAGUUACUGUUUGUGAUUUACAGACUUCCACUUCUGGAGGAGUCAUCAAUUCACUGGUGUCAACUUCAGAUAGUUCACUGAUGAAUGGAAAAAUCAAGGAUACAUUUGUUUCUUCAUGUCAUCUGUCAACUUUUUCCAACAAUUUAUUGAGAUCAACAAGACUUGUUGAAUCGAAUCCUCCAUUGGAUAGUAGUAAUAAUAAUCUAUGUGGAAAUAUCAAUAUGAUAUCUUGUAUACCACCGACUGCAUUGACCCUUCAAAAUAUCGAUCUUAAUUCAACCUAUCCAUCUUUGAAUACGGUUACAAGUUACGAUAAAUCGCCUUCUAGUCAAAUUGGAUCAUCAUCGGUAUGUCCGAACACCAUAGUUCACCCUUCAGAUCCAUCUAUGCCAAAUAUUUCGACUGGAACUACUGUUUCAGAUCUGCUCAGAUUAUUUGCUGCUCAAAUAAAUAAUCAUUCGAUCAAUGUAGAUAAAUCAAUCAAAUCAGAUCCAGGGAUUACUAAUCAAAAUUAUCCUCCUAUCUCAGAAACUCAGUCAAUACUUACAUCAGUGAUUGGAGGACAUAUAGGUGAUUCAAAGCUAUUAGGAAAUAACCAAAACAUUUUGUUCAAUAGUAACAUCCCAUUAUUAGCCAACUUGUCUUCCUCUUUGUCAUCCGAUUGUAAUAACAACACUGUAAACAACUUUACAUCUAUAUAUACAGGAGCUAAUGAGUUUGCAACAUCCAUCUUACCUUCAUCAGUGAUUAGACUGAAUCAACCACCUAUCCCACCAUUAGGCAUAUCUCCACCGUCAAUUUUCCCACAGACAUCUUCAUCGUCUGCGUCUUUACAACAAACUUUAAUGCUAUUAGCGUCAGCGGCAACAGGUGGAGGAGUUCCCUUACAACCAGCCUAUGCAUUAGGCAAUUCUGAGGGUAAUAACGAGAAUCAUUUCAAUUAUUCUGAUCUCAGUGCAAAAACUUCAUCAAACAGUGGUACAGUCAACCAUAACACUUAUGAAAUGGAUGAAAAUCUAUCUGAUUCAAAUUAUUGUCAUAAUCUAUCUUCAUUUCAAAGGAUAGUUCUUCCUCCGUUGAAACAAGAAGAUAUUGAUCGGUAUAGUGAAUUAUCUACUGAGGUGGUAACUCAACGAACACGUUCCAUGCUUUCACAGUAUUCUAUUAGUCAGAAGCUUUUUGGUGCACAUGUACUCGGCCUUUCUCAGGGAAGUGUUUCAGAUUUACUAACUCGACCGAAACCAUGGAAAUCGCUCACACAGAAAGGUCGUGAACCGUUUAUACGAAUGCAAUCAUUUUUAGACAAUCCUGAUAGUGUGAUAAAAUUGUUACAAUCAUCUGCUGUCUCCUCACAAUUAUCUGCUACGCAAAAGGCGUUUCUCAGUACAACAUUAUGUAUACCUGAGUCUACAGGUAAUAGUACUAAUAGCGCGUAUAUCCGAUCAAACACUAAUAUUCCUCCUGAGUUUAUGAUGGAUCAAGAUCGUUUCACUUGUCAAACUGAUCUCAUAUCUUCACGUGACAAUAAUAACAGUAUGCCAGUAUUGACAACAUUUAAAGUUAUGGAUAAGUCAGAAAUGUCAAAAUCAUUUCCGCUAGGCACAUUCCAGAGUGAAAAUAUACAAUCCAAUCAAACCGAGUUAGAAGUCAAUACAGAUAUGCAUACACAGCAGUAUCAUUAUCGACAACAACAACAACGAUGUAUUGAUCAGACAAUGAUGACACCAACAACACCUACAUUUUCAUUAUAUGAUUCACAGUCGUACUGUGGACAAACAGUCAAUUGUUCAGUGUUUGAACCAAUCACAAGUCCAUCCGGUUCACCUACACCGAAUUCUAUAGUUCAAAAUGAAUACGGUAGUGAGAAUGAAAACACCUUUUCUUUAGGUAGUAGUAGUUAUACUAACAAUCAUAAUGAUGAUAAUAUCACUCAAAAUUCUAAUUUUUAUCAAAGACCUUCAUCAAAGAAAGUUAUAGAGUUGGCAACAUCGAUUACAGAUUUGGAUACAACAUCUAUGUGCAGUAGAAUAAAAGAGCUUUUACAACGGCAUUCGAUACCACAACGAUUAUUUGGUGAUGUUGUCCUGGGCAUGUGUCAAGCAUCUGUAAGCGAUAUUCUGUCGAAAACUCGUCCUUGGUCACAGCUAUCUAAUAAAGCAAGAAUACCUUAUGUACGUCUACACUUAUGGUUACAAGAGCCUCAUCAUCUGGAAAUGUUGAAGGCUGCUCAAAUAAAUGUAAAAUCUGCCACACGUCCCAAUAAUAAUAAUAAUAAUAAUAAUUCGAAGGUGAUUGACGGAUUUCCAACAAAUUCAUUAAAUGAAACAUUUUCAUGUAAUAACAAUGUAUUAAGUUCACAAACAUCAGAUUCAUUCAAUGGGCAGGUGUCAUCGACUAAACUGGAUCCACAAUUACUUCUUGGAGUAUCCCCAGACAUAGACAGUAGAUCACAACCGCAAUUGUCAUCAUCGUCAUCAUUAUUAUCAAUGAAGGUGACAACAACAUCAGCAGUGAUAAACACCACCACUAUUACUACUACUACUACUACUACUACUACUACUACUACUACUACUGCCACUCCUGCUGCUGCUUCAUCAACUCGUAAACGUGUUCCAUCUUUAUCAUUAAAUCAAGAAAGUUGUAUAAAUUCACCUAAUUCUUCGAAUAAAAAUUGUAAAUUAUUAAAAAUCGACUCAUCUCAACUAAUAUUACCGUCACCAAAUAAUAAAUCAAAGCAAACAACACAUUCAUCACAAGCACCAAUAGACGAAUUGAAUGAAUAUGAACGUCAGAGUUUAUUUGAUAUCGCUAAAGCUGCUACAGCAGCAAUGCUAUUAGCAUCCAAUUCGAAUAAGAUCAAACCAAAAGUUCCUAUAUCACCUGUUCGUAAUAUUAAAAGAAAUAGUACUAACAUGAAGUAUAGUAAAGUAAUAACUCCAAAUAGUAAAUUUAUUGAUACCUCAAAAAGAAAUCUACAUCAAGGUAUUAGUGCAUCACAGAAGAAAGUGUUAAUAUCAGCGUGUAGAAAUCAGUUAAAUUUAUCAUCUACACAGAUAAUGAAAUCACUUGCUCAAGAUUUAAGUCUUCCUUAUAAAACGGUUUAUAAUUGGAUACAUGAUUAUCAAACAAGUGACCGAGCAAAAAGUCGAAUGGAAACUGAAAGUGAUUCAGACGUAGAACGUGUGAGUGAUCAUUCCAUUGAAGCAUCAAAUAAUGAUAAAUCAUCCGCUAACUUUACUUCUGAUGAAAAAACAAUAACAAUCCAACCAUCAUCCAAUAGAAGUAUACAUAAACAAACACAAAAUCGACGUAAACCAGUGAACCCUACUAGAUUAGCAGCUUGUGCAGUAGUCAAUUCACCUAAUAAUUCUUUACAUGAUAGUCUAACCAAUAAAAAAGAACAUGGAAGUCCAGUAGUCCCCGUGACAUAA